Molecule: messenger RNA, 1116 nt
Organism: Soboliphyme baturini
Lineage: Eukaryota; Metazoa; Nematoda; Enoplea; Dioctophymatida; Soboliphymatidae
Source: the annotation of a GenBank genome assembly
AUGUCGUCGAUAUUCUGGUUUAUCGACCCCUCCGUUCUGCAGGACAAUCUCACACUGCAGGGUUCCAUGGCGUUUUCGUUUGCAUUUCUGAUUGCUGCUACGAGCGAUCCCGACUCGAACGUGGCUCAGAGGGCAUUGAUGUACAUCUCAACCAUAAAGCAGUCGUCACUGAAGUGUUUGUGCUCAUGCCUGGAGGCACAGUUCGACAACGUGGUGUCUGAUAGACCUUUGAUCAUAGAGCGCUUUCGCGUUCUCAGCUCCCUUUUGCCAGAAGUUCCCGUGUUGUCGUGGGAUUUCUUCCUGAAUCGCUUCGAUGUGCUGUCCGUGGAGGCGCAGAUCAGUUUGGAACGGUCCGGCAAAAUCGCGUUUCCCGUCGACCUGUUUAACUCUGAUCCGCUGAGCGACACCUACCAGAAGAAGCUGAGUCGUGCCAGACGGAGUCGGGAGUCUGGUACUGGUGGUUCUAACUGCGGUGUCCGUUCGAUAUCCAUUCACUUGAAUCAAUCACUGCGCCUUAAGCAUGGUCAAAAUUUGAAGGAGCACAAGCCACCGUCGACAGGCGGUACUUUUGGCCACGAGAAACGCACGUCUUCAAGUAUUAGCGCCGCGAUAUCCGGUAAGAUGAAACUGCGGAAGGUGAUGACGUUGGUUCGCGUGGUCCACGUGUGGAACGGUUUGCGAAAGCGACUGAGCUCCAGCUUCAGCAGCUUGUCGUCCCUGGUUUCUUUGUCUCGAACUCCGAGCCCGACUUCAAGUGAACGGAAUAAAGGGCACUCAAUUUUAUCCAGUUUUUCGUCCAAAUGUAGUCCGCCUAGGCGCGGUUCGUUUGAACCGUCUGUUUCCCAUGCCAAAGCGAUGCGCGAGGGUGAUGCAGAGAGCAACUACUCUUUGAUGUUCAACAAAGCAAUCGAUGUCGAUAAUCCUCAGCGUGAGACGAUGGCUCUCAUGAUGAAUUUAUUCAUGCAUUUUUUGGGCAACCCAAAAGUAUCCCUGGUAAACGUGGAUGAAAAGUCCGCCGCCAAAAAACAGAGCUUGGUCCUACGACACCUGAAUUUACUGCUCGGCUACAACACCCCUGAAAAGUGUUUUUCGGUUCCUCCUCAUCGCCUGAGGUAA